Pantherophis guttatus is the source of this 4254-nucleotide messenger RNA. RefSeq names its product ganglioside GM2 activator (gene GM2A). The record is from RefSeq and is a predicted model, not a curated record. NCBI's taxonomy places the organism in Eukaryota, Metazoa, Chordata, Lepidosauria, Squamata, Colubridae. Gene Ontology annotation, cellular component: cytoplasmic side of plasma membrane. Gene Ontology annotation, biological process: lipid transport; ganglioside catabolic process. Gene Ontology annotation, molecular function: lipid carrier activity; enzyme activator activity.
CCGGUCUCAGAGCUUGCGAAAUAAAUCACGUUUUCUCCGUCAAGAGAUCAGGUGGAGGAAGGAGGAGGGUUCGCAGGCAUCCCUGAGGCAGGGGGAGAGGAUAAGAGGCCAGUAAAAAAAAAAAAAAAGCUCUGAGGCUUUGGUGGGCUCUGGACUCUUGGGAAGUUUUCCUCCCAGAAAAGCUGAGCUUGCAUCUUUUUGCUUCCUGGAGCUUUCUUAAAGCGAUCUACCGAGAGCUAGAUCUCACUCUGCGCCUGUGAGCUGCAUUCUUCCCGAUUUUAGCCGGAUUGAUCCGAGAAAAUGCAGGCUUUGGCGCUCUGGCUGACCGUCGGUGCUCUCCAGCUGUUGACAGCUGUCCAUGGGGGACCCCAACAACAACGCUUUGUCGCGCCGGACAUUACCUGGACUCUGAGCAAGGUACAAAACUUUGCAUGGGAAAACUGUGGUCCUCCAUCAGAACCUGCAAUGAUUAAGAGUCUGUCUGUAAGUCCUGAUCCAAUUGCUGUCCCUGGAGAUGUGACAGUUACUGCAUCGGGGGCCAGCACUAUAAUCCUCUGUGCUCCUCUAAAGGCAGUUGUCAUCCUGGAGAAGAAGCUUGGAGAUAUGUGGAUAAAAGUCCCUUGUGUGGAUCAACUUGGGAGCUGCAUCUAUGAUGAUACUUGUGCCUUGCUGGACAGUCUCAUCCCUCCAGGCGAGCCAUGUCCACCGCCUUUGCAAACUUAUGGCAUUCCAUGUCAUUGCCCGUUCAAAGCGGGUACCUACAGCCUUCCUUCCUCUGAAUUCUUCAUACCCAACAUGGAUUUGCCUUCUUUCCUCACCAAUGGAGACUACAAGAUGAGAGUUGUGCUGACCAACGGGGACCAAGAGAUGUCCUGCACCAAGCUGUCUUUCUCCUUGCAGUCUGAGAAACGGUGGCUACACUGAGUCUUAGCGCCAAGUGCCAUGCUUCUCCCAGCUUUUUUCUAUCCUGUUAUGACUAACACGAAGAGUUACUUUGCAGCAUUUAAAUUACUGGGAACACUGAUUGGAAAAUCCAAGGAAAGAAUGCUCCUUAUUAGAAAAAGAUGCCUACCCAUCUAAAACUUAUUAAGGACCAGGUUCUACAAAUUAUAGCAAUGGGAAUCUGCAUACAUUAAGAAUAUGUUUAGCUGGCAGGUUCAAUGGGCCCAGCACUGCAACUCUCCAUUGGCGGAUUCCCUUAUUAGGUUUCCCUACAUUCCAAAGUCUUAAAUGGUAGAUAGAGGCCUCUUCAAGGGAUGAGAUAGUGGAAGUGCACUGACGACAGGAUAAUCUGAGCCAGGUAUCAAAAAAACCCCUGGAGAAAUUACAUUUUCUACUUUAUGGAUGCUCCUUUAGUCUAGCUAGAUUUGGUUACCUCUCUGACACUUUACAGAACCUAUAUGGAAUGGCUCUUUCAGUAUACCAGAAGUAUUUUUUUUUUUUUUUUUUUUAGUAAUGGACAGUUUCUAAAUGAUGCCUUGUGCAAUUCAACCAGCCUUUUUUAUCCUGAGAUGAGCUUUGUGAAUGAGGGAGCUAAGAAAAAUACUGAGAAAAUCAGGAUUGUUCCCAUUUAUUUUUUGCAAUUCAUUCCAUUUACACCCUCUUAAGCGGUACAUUUUGUUAGCUAGUAUUAUCCACUGCAUAAUAACCUGUGUCCUUGUCUUUUUGUUCAUAAGCUUAAUGUUUUCUUGGGGAGGCAAGUCACAGCAACCAUGAAAAGAAGCAUUUUUUAAAAGUGAGCAGUUUCCACUUUUAUGUAAGAAUGCACUAACUCUUCUUUUUUAAAAAUGAAGUGCUUGCAGAGGUAUUGCUGGGAAAAGCAGCACAUAUCCCUCUAAAUGCGCAUUUCUCUCCUUGUUUGAAGACUGAUUUUCUUGUUCCUAAGGAACCAACUGGCUCCAUUUACUAACAAGCAUCUUAGAACCUAAUUAUCUAUUAUUUUCUAGCUUAUCAUACAUCCUAUGCAUUAAGCAAAACUGAUCAUCUAAUUGGAGAACAAAUUAGUGAUUAGUGAGAUAAUCAAAUAACUCAAGACAUCAAUUAAAUGUGAUAGUGUGCCAUAAUUUGAAUGCCAUGUAUAAAUAUCCUGUUACAGAAGAUUCAGUCUCCAAACAGUGAUUGCCAAGUGAUAAGAGCCACAGUGGUGCAGUGGUUAGAGUACAGUACUGUAAGCUACUUCUGCUGACUGCCUGCAAUUUGGCAGUUCAAAUCUUACCAGGCUCAAGGUUGACUCAGCCUUCCAUCCUUCCGAGGUGGGUAAAAUGAGGACCCAGAUUGUUGGGGGCAAUAUGCUGACUCUGUAAACUGCUUAGAGAGGGCUGUUAAAGCACUAUGAAGCAGUACAUAAUCUUAAGUGCUAUUGCUAUUCUCUGAUGCAAUGAGAGUGUAUUAUUGCUGUCUCAGCAAAGUAUGUUAAAAUUAGAAACAUUUUCUGAUCACAGCGCUUGAGAAGUAUUAACAAUGAGCCGUCAUAAGCCUCUUUAUUAAUGGAAGGAAGCAUUGGUGUGCUGUUCUUUUCAGCAUUUGUGGCAGGAUCUGCUUCUUUUACACUGGGCUUGCAGUUCUUACAGCCAAGCUGACAUGCCAUGGAGUGAUGAAGGGUUCUACUUACCACCAGCUUGUUAGAGACAGAAGCUGUUUUGGACCUAGAAGGAAUUAUUUGAUUGAGGUUCCCUAGCUGACUUUCACAUCUAAGGGAGGACUAGAACUUGGUUUCCCAUUUCUACUCUAGCACCUUAGAUGUUAUACCAUACAAGCUCUCACGAUGUCUUCUAGAUAUUUUGGACUACUAAAAAGUAAGCUGCUCUAGAGCUGGACUUGACUCCUGGUAGUUGCCUCAAGGUUUCUAUGUAAUUGAUUCCAGCAAUAAUAGAAAAGUAUAGUGUGUCCUUGCAACUUUCUGGGAUUCUGUUUUACUUCCCAAUCUAACCUAUAGUUCUCAGGUUUCCUUCGAUAUCUCCCAUCCAAGUAUAUUAGAUCUGAAACAGCUUAGCUUUUUGCAAUUAGCCAGAGCCAAUUAGGUACAAUGCAGAUAAUCCCUGCCUCCUGACCAUGCUAGCUAGUGCUUAAGGUGCAUUCAUGCAAACAAUCCGGAAAAUAAUCCUUGCCCUUAUAGCUAUGGUUUAGGAAUUAGGCUUGACAGGAAUUAUUGCUUGAUUUAAAAAUUACAGAAUCUUUCUCCCAACUGCAAGGAGUAACCUUGGAUGUAUUCUGUUGAUUUUUUUCACGUUGUCCUUAGCUUCUACACCUGCAUUUCUGUGCAGAAAUGUGUAUUUUGAUGCUAUUGCUUUUAACAACAUUAUCAGAAAUAUGCCUCUCAAGUAAGGUUUCAUUGAAUUUUUGGUGUUGCCUGUAAUUUGAUGGCAUUCCACAGUUUAAAAGGAUAGGCUAAAAUGUCAUUCCAUUAAAAUAGUUUUGUAUUCUAUUCUCUAGCUUCCUAUAUCUUGGUUCUUCCAUCUAUUCUACACAAUAUGCUUUUUGAUCUAUCUCCGCUAUAUACAAUAUGUUCCAUGUUUACCUUAAUGCUAAUAAGUUACAUCAUUUGGUAUGAACAAGAAAAGUUCAUCACACCUUAUGUUGGAGUAACAAUCCAAACUAUGCUUAGAGAAUUUCUGUUGCUUCUUAAUCUUUUCUUUAAAUCUUUUCUUUAAUCUUCUUUAAUUCUUUAAUCUUUUCUCUUAAAUUUGAAAUUUUGUUUUAGUACAUGAAAUUUGCAAGUAAGAAUCUGGGAAAACAACAGAGCUGCAAAAAUUUCUUUACAUUUUUGCAUAUGGCAAUGCAGUGAUCACCUUCUCUCAUCCAUACAAUUGUAUCUAAAUCACAUGUAUAAAAAAGAUUCUAGACAUGACUAUAUUGCCUUCAAACCAUGCAAUUAUCCUGUACUUCUAUUUUAAUUGACAGAGCUAUGGCAUGGCUAUGUGACCAACAUUUUUCAGUAAACUACUGUUACAACUUUGUACAGCAAAAGCAUUGCAAAAAACUUGAAAAGGUAAUUGCUAUGAAGUAUUCGAGUGUUAAAAUCAUAAGGAAGCAAUUUACAUACUUGUUGUAUGUCUUGUUAAAAAAUUUCCCUUAACUUUUCCUGUACUACUUUUCAUUGAGAAUGGGUUUUCUUAGUUUCUGUAAUAACCAUACUUAAAUCCCAAUCUUGAUUUAGAGAGAUAUGUGACACGAGCAAUACCUUUUCUUCUGAAUGGAACAAUGGGAAUUCAAAAUUAACUUCCUUGUCCUAUAAUAAAGUAGACAUGUAAUGAA